UGCAUUUUAUGACUAUACGUAUCAAAAAUGAAUCCAGCUAAUAUCUUUGGUGGCCCUCAGGGUUUUCAGGCACAGAAUAAUACCAGUCAGAACUUGUUUCAGGCAUUUAAUCAGCAAGGAACAAGCACCACCACACCAAACACUGGUUUUGGUCAGAAGCCAGCAUUUGGUCAACCUUCAGCUUUCAGCCCUCCUUCAGUGUUUGCUCAAGGUUCUGCCCAAGCGUCUGUCUUUGGCCAAACACCAUCAUUUGGCCAGACACCAUCCUUCGGUCAGACUGGCGGCUUGGGGCAGUCCUCACUCUUCUCCACAGCUCCAGCUCCAUCGUUCGGACAACCAGUUUCAUCCCAACCGGCACCUGCGUUUGGAGUGACUCCAUCUCCUAUGGCACAGAGUCAGAUUCCUUCUUUUGGUAAUGCGCAAAAACCUGCAUUUGGAUUGAGCCCUGCGUUUGGCCAGACCUCUGGAUUUAGCAUGUCUUCUGGUAACCAGCAGCAGCCUGCCAGUUCCAUCAGCACUGGAGGAUCUCAGCCCAGCUUCGGUCAGCCUUCCUUCGGUCAAGCGUCUGCCUUUUCAGCUUCGAGCUCAGCUGGAAAUAAUCAGACCAAUACACAGACUGUCGGGACAACAACAGUCGGCCUUAAGCCUCAGUCUGAUCCUUUCUUCAAACCUAUAUUUAGUGCCGGUUCUGUUUCUUCUGACUCUCAGUCUCCUGCUCCUGGACAGUUUGGAUUAAUUAAACCAGUUACUAGUGGAUCGGACAGCGGUGGACUUGGAAAAUCUGCUGGCCCACUUGUCACAAGUGUAAAGCCUAACACUAUGGGUUUCAGUUUUUCCCAGCCUGGGGCCACACCUUCAUCGUUUGGAAAUGUGAACAUGCCUCAGACUGGAAUGACUGGUGGAAACACUCCACAGUUUAGAUUCUCUCAGCCUGCUAAUCCAUCCAGCAACAACAGCAGCAGCGCCACCACCACAGCUGCUCAACCCACCACUGUAUCCAACAGUCCAUCUUUAUUUAGCUUUUCUCAAAACGUCCCUCAACCCCAGCCUGAGGCAAAAAAGGUCAUAUUCGGUGGACCCGUCCAAUCAUUAUUUUCAUACAAAAGUCUGAAACCUGAAGAGAGCACAGAGAGAGUCGAAGAGAGCUCAGGAGCGCCGACUAUCGUGAAUUUUGGGAAGAGCAUGAAACGUAAGGAAGAGGCAGAUGAUCCGAAUGUCGGGCAAAUAAAAACUACCAAAACCUCAGAAGCCCCCGGUGGAGCAGACAGCUCGAGACACCCUUCCAAGCGGCCCCUGGUGAGGAGUCGAGAACUUGUAGGUGGCCUGUUUCGAAAUGCCUUGUCUGGUCUGAUCAAGGAAUCGUCCAAUGUAGUUAAAAAAGAACGUGGUCAGGAGCACAAACAAGACCCAUCCGGUCCUGAUGCAGAGGUGUCGGUCACACCUCCGAGACCUUCGGCUCCGAUAAGGCAUUUCUUAGAAAAAGCAGAGAAGGAAAAGCCUGUUCCCGAGCCUGAAGCUGAAGCGACUCCUCCACUUCGAAGAGCCAGACGUAGAGAGAGCUCAGAAAGCCAGACCGGUGUGUCCCCCACUGAUCUCACCAUUAUAAACUGCAAGGGGAUUCCACCCAAGCUCAGCACCAGAGAAGUAGUCCGGAGUCAUUUUAAUGGCUUCGGGAAGGUGCAUAAAGUGUACUGCAAGCCUCAGAGGAAUCAAGUCACUGUACACUUUCAUGAUCAUGCGUCUGCAGCGCGGGCAAAAAAGAACGGGACUAAUUUCCAUGGAAGUAAAAUCCAAAUGUUUUGGCAGAGAAAGAAACGGGAAGGCACAACCGAGAUAAAAGAACGACCAUCGGAGGUGAAAGACAUCGCUAGUGCAGAGGGAGAGUCGAGGCCAGAGGGCUUCCAGCUCUCUCUGAUGAGAAAACCACUACCUGUAUCUGCGACCGCCAGCACCUCCAGCGAUCUUACUAAAGGGUCUCCUGCCAAGAAACCCCCAGUGACCAAAACCCUUCAGUUUGAUCCCGAACCUCAAGAGGAAGUGAGCGCAGAGAGCCAGAGCGUAGAGCGACCGGCGGCCGUCCUGCCCUCAUCCCUUCAGCCCCUGAUCGGUCAGAUAGGCGAGACGGCGGAGGAAAAGUACCGGCUGCUUGAGCAGAGAGACAAAAUCCUUCGACAAUUGAGACCAAAGAGAACCGACCUGGACUUGUCCAAGGUAUUUGUGGGCACGUGUCCUGAUAUGUGCCCUGAGAAGGAGCGCUACAUGAGGGAGACCCGCAACCAACUCAGCGUCUACGAGCUUGUUCCAGAAACAGAAAAGGUGGAUCAUUGUGCGGCCAUUAAAGAAUACAGCAGGUCCUCGGCUGACCAGGAGGAGCCUCUCCCACAUGACCUGAGGCCUCUGCCGGUGCUGAGCAUGACCAUGGACUACCUUGUUACCCAGAUAAUGGACCAGGGUGAGGGCAGCUAUCGCGACUGGUAUGACUUUGUUUGGAACAGGACCAGAGGAAUUCGUAAGGAUAUUACCCAGCAGCACCUGUGUGACCCAGUGACCGUGUCCCUUAUCGAAAAGUGCACCCGCUUCCACAUCCACUGCGCCCACCACCUGUGCCAGGAGCCCAUGUCGUCCUUCGACGCCAAGAUCAACAACGAGAACAUGACCAAAUGCCUCCAGAGCCUGAAGGAGAUGUACCAGGACCUGGCCACCAAGCACACGUACUGCCCCAGCGAGGCCGAGUUCCGCCAGUACAAUGUGCUGCUUAAACUCAACGAUGGAGACAUUCUACGGGAGGUGCAGCAGUUUCGUAAAGAGGUCCGGGACUCGGCGGAGGUGAAGUUUGCAGUUCAGGCCUUUGCAGCCCAUAACAGCAACAACUUUGUCAGGUUCUUUAAGCUGGUGAAAUCAGCAUCUUAUCUGGCCGGCUGCAUUCUGCACAGAUACUUUAAUCCGGUACGACGCACAGCGCUCAAGGCCCUGAACAUUGCUUACACUGCGAGUUCUCAGAGGUCCACCUUCUUUCCUGUGGAGGACCUGGUGCGAAUGCUAAUGUUUCGGAGUGCUUCGGAUGCGACCGACUUUCUGCAGCUUUAUGGGCUCAGUGUCACUGAUGGCAUGGUCGAGCUAAGCCGUACAGCUUAUCAGGAGCCAGAUCUUCCUCUGCCCCAGAAGAAGUCCGUCGCCAUUCUGAAAAAGAAGACCGUACUGAUCGGAGAGAUCGUCAGCGGUGGCCCACUGCCCAACCCUCCACAGCACACACCGGUCUGCAGCUUCGACUCGAAGAACAAGUACCAGGGGGAUUCUGUUUCACUGGAGCCAAUGCCAGCGGCCACAAAAGUGGCAGCUCCUGCUCAGAGACAUGAAGUUAAACCCCUGGCCGAACCAGAACCGAGGACCCAAGUCCCUCCCAAAGCGCUCGAGUCGAGACGGUUUGCGGAGGCUCCCGGAGUGUCUGUGCUGGCUCAGCUCAAAGAAACCCACGAGACUGGAGAGUCCGUGCCACACACCGUGCCAGUUCCGCCAGUGAAACAGUUGCCCGUGUUCCAGCCCUUAUUCCAGCCUAUUGAACAACCGAAGCCAAUCAGACCUCCAUCUCCUAAAAAGCCAGUUUACUCUGAUCAGGAUAUACUGGCAGAGGUGGAGUCUGUAGUGGAGGAGGUUCUGAAAGCUGAGGUCUCGAACGUUGCAAAAGCUGGGGCUGAAUAUGUGUCUACAGCUCUCAGUGUGAGCCUGAGCGAGCUGGAGACGGUGGUCUGUGAAGUCGUGGAUCACGUGCUGAGAGAACUGUCUGUGUCAGAAAUCGCUAUCGAGAAGGAGAGAAUCGCCGAGGAGAAACGCAAGCAGGAGGAGGCCAGGCGCAGAAAGGAACUCGAGGCCUUCCUGGAUAAGCUGAGCAAAGAGCUGUGUGCUGAGCUCAGUGAGGAGGUCCUGACACAGAGCUUCGAGGAGGCGGCCGCUGCAGAGAUCAAGUUUGCUUUGGAGGAAAAGGCUGCACUGCUGGCUCGCUGUACCGAGGACGUGUGUAAGAUCUUAGAGGAGGAGACGCUGAAUGGGGUGAUUGCCCAACUGGCAGAAGAGGUGCUGGAAGCUGAACUGCGACGAAUAAGAAAGUUCAUCAAGAGGUGGCGUGAUGUGGUCGCAGUACGCCGACGGUUGAAGCGGCAGAUGCGGGCGUUCCCCGCGGCGCCGUGCUGUGUGGACCCCCGUUUCAAGCUGCAGGCUUUGGUGCCCAGCGCCCCGCCCGCACAGGCUAAGGACGUACUCGCUCGAGGUCUCAUCAACCUAGGAAACUCAGGGAACAUGGUCAUGUCGUGCACAAGCUUACUAAAAACGAGGAAUGACACGGUUCACCGGAUGCGUGUGGACUACUACUAUAAUUUAUUGUUGAGUGAACAGGUUUGGUCUCCUCUUGACCUCCCCACGCUGGUGGCUGAAAGCACCCCAAAUCCACCUGACAGAAUCUUUUGGAAAGCGGCUCUUUUGCUUCCCAGCGAGCAGGACGAUGACAUGAACUUUGCUUACAACACUCUUACAAAAUGGCUUGAACUGAAGCUGGGUGGUGGAGAGAAAAUAGAAGAGAGUAUGACUGAGCCCGAGGGAAAACUGGAAACCCUGGUCAUCAGUAACAGCCUGAGAGAGAUUGGAAGAAAGACCCACAAGGUUCAUGUAUGCCUGAAGGUGAGCCACGGACCUCUGAACGAGGAGGGCCAGGGUCAGCUGGAGGAGCAGAAGGAGCUUCUCGGCACCAGUGCCCUGAUGAUGCUUCUGCCCCCUCUGCCCAGCGGUGAACAAGGCGAGGAAGACGUACCGUUACUGUCUGCCCUCCUCCAGCUCAAACAGGUGCAGCAGGCCAGCGGCUGGCACGCCCCAUUGCCCCUGGCACUGAUCAUACCUGACCAGCUGACUGAGGAAGUUUCUGACCAGAAGUUAGAAGAAGUCCUUAAACUGAAGACGUUAAUUCAGGAUGGGCUCAUCUCAGAGUACAUCUUCAUCCAUGUUUCUGGAAGCCUCACUGAUCUGCAGGGAUCCAAGCAGAUUGGUGAGGCCGUGCGCUGGCUGGUCGCCCACUCAUCGGUCUCUCCGGUCCUGUCCUCUGCGCCUCUUCUGCAGCUAGUGGAAGGGGCGCUGUGCCACGAGUUCUACCGCAGGUUUCACCACGACAAGCAGCAAAGGGCGCAGGCGGCUCUCCUGUGUCAGGACCCGGCGGCCGUCAUCCAGCUGUAUAACAGGGUGCUGGUUUAUCUGGCAGAUGUGGUCAGCUCUGAGAGGUUGGCUAGAAUCUCCUGGCCUCCACCUGAGUUUUCUCUGCCGGAGACCAGGGAGCUCGUGCCACAUCUGGACUGGAACACCCCUCAGCAUUUGACCUGGCUGAAAAGAGUGGUCCUUAACUUGCAGCUCCCUGAAUGGGACCUGCCUCCUCAGAACGCUCCAUGGCCUCGUUUGUGUGAAUCCAUAUUCCAGUACGUGUCUCGGAUUCCCAGCUCCUCCUUAAGCCAGCCGCUCCUCAUGUCCCGUCUGGAGAACCUGCUGGCCAGAGUACGUGCCCGUCACCUGCAACAAGAAAGUGGAGCUGGACCGUUCUUUAAUCACAUACCCUGGGAUGACGUCUUGGUACUUUGCAUAGAGCAUCGACUGAAUGAUUUUCAUGGCCCGGAGAGUCCAGCAGUGAAAGAUGCCUUUACUGACCAGGGAGAGAUUCUGGUGUACUUCUACAAAGAUCAGCUGAACAAGUUUGUGCCCCCUGAGAGUUGGGUAGCAGCAGUGAGACGCACUCACAAGGAGAGACAGCAGAACACAGAUGGGUCAGAUGUGAGUUCCGGUCAGGUCCUGAGCCCAGCAGCACCCUUACCCAGAAAGAGGCUGUUUCAGAGUCGGAUGGUGGUAGAGUUGAGCUCGUCUGUCCCAGACAUCGCUCAUGUUCCAACCCCUGAGGAGCGGCAGGCUCAUCUCCUGCUGUCCAGCAUCGAACAGGAGAAAGCUGAGAGUCAGAGAUUCACAGAGCAGCUGCAGCGCUGGUCUGAUGAGAAUCAUCUGGACCUCUCUAGACCUCUUCUCAUGCCGUCCACACUGCUGUUAGCACCUGAGAUGAUGCCUCCUAAACGGCAACGACCAGCGUCUGCUGUCUGUGCUGCCCAGGCAAAUGAACCAGAUGAUGCUCGUAGGAGUGCUAGGUGUGUGUCUCUAACAGAGAGAAUAAAAGAGCUUGAUAGGCUGAUUGUAGUGAAUCGAGAGGAGGAGCUGGCCUGCAGUCUCAGACUAAACAACCUGUUAUCUAUUGUAGAAGACUGAGCAGUAUAUUACUGCUGCCGUUCUGUUUUGAGUUUCUCAGAAAGUCUGUAGUGAUAAAGUAAUUGCAGUUCUAUCUUUUAAAUGAGCUGAUGUUAUGAGACUGUAAUGUCAAUGUAUUUUCUUUGUUCUAUAUAAAGAUUAGUGUGCUUUAGUAUGUAAAGCGCAUUACUUCUUAACGCUAAAAAUGUAUUUUUGAAUUUUGCAAUAAACUUGUUUGCUUUUUUAA
Messenger RNA from Trichomycterus rosablanca, 6508 nucleotides. It is a transcript of the gene mcm3ap, whose product is annotated as minichromosome maintenance complex component 3 associated protein. Bases 28 to 6282 code for a protein of 2084 amino acids. The transcript has 28 exons. Lineage: Eukaryota; Metazoa; Chordata; Actinopteri; Siluriformes; Trichomycteridae. The record is from RefSeq and is a predicted model, not a curated record. Gene Ontology annotation, cellular component: transcription export complex 2; cytoplasm; nucleus. Gene Ontology annotation, molecular function: RNA binding. Gene Ontology annotation, biological process: mRNA export from nucleus.